AUGUCAGACACACGUGAGGCCAUUGUCCAGGCAGCGCACCUUCCGAUGUCUGUAAUCAUCGUAGGCGUCGGCUCUGCAGACUUCAGUGACAUGCAGCUCCUCCUGCGCUCCACCAGGGGGCAAUCUGUGUGCAGGGACAUCGUCCAAUUUGUGCCCUUCAGGAACUUCAAACACGCUUCUCCGGCGGCCCUGGCGAAGUCGGUUUUGGCCGAAAUUCCGAAUCAAAUCAUGGAGUAUUACAACAGCCGAGGAAUCAAACCCAAAACCCACAGGUCCACCAGGCCCUUCUAGACCAAGCCCAGGACUAAACCAAGACUGAACUAGGACUAA
This is a messenger RNA of Periophthalmus magnuspinnatus, 330 nucleotides long. RefSeq names its product copine-4-like. The record is from RefSeq and is a predicted model, not a curated record. Gene Ontology annotation, molecular function: calcium-dependent phospholipid binding. Bases 1 to 291 code for a protein of 96 amino acids. NCBI's taxonomy places the organism in Eukaryota, Metazoa, Chordata, Actinopteri, Gobiiformes, Gobiidae. The transcript is spliced from 2 exons. Gene Ontology annotation, cellular component: plasma membrane. Gene Ontology annotation, biological process: cellular response to calcium ion.